Peniophora sp. CBMAI 1063 is the source of this 2442-nucleotide messenger RNA. The record is from the annotation of a GenBank genome assembly. NCBI's taxonomy places the organism in Eukaryota, Fungi, Basidiomycota, Agaricomycetes, Russulales, Peniophoraceae.
AUGGCUGAAGCAACCCAGGCUCGAUAUGAUAAUCCGGAGGACGUCAUAUGGGAUACGUACCUGAAAGCAUCCAAGCACGAAGACGAGACCCGCCCGAAGAAUUGGGAAGGAAGUACAACCGGCAUCCUAACUUUCACCGGUCUGUUUGCUGCAACCGUUGCGGCCUUCAUCAUCGAAAGCUACAAGUUACUCUCACCGGACCCCAGCGACCGGACGAACGCGCUGCUAGAGCAGCUUUUCAUCGCGAUGGCGAACACCUCCUCAAACAGUCCAGUGAUUGUCCCAGCUACCGAACCCUUUUCCGUUCCAAUAUCUGCCACCAUUACCAACUCUUUCUGGUUCUCUAGCUUACUCAUCUCCCUCAUAUGUGCCAUGCUGUCGACCCUCGUUCAAGAGUGGUCUCGAAACUACGUACAGGACAUCAACAGGCAUACCGUGCUCCACGAGAGCUUGCGAGAUCGCGCGUUCAAUCACAUAUACAUACGGAUGGGCGUCGAUCGUUAUGGGAUGGACCAGUUCGUGUCCUGGAUAGUCGCUUUGGUGCAGCUCGCCGUAGUCCUCUUCGCCUGCGGGCUCGUUGUCUUCCUCUUUUCCAUCAACUCCGCCGUCGCCGCCGUCUCCAGUGCCGUUCUCGGGACAUCCCUCGUCAUAUAUGUAUUCGUCAGCCUGCUUCCCUUGUCGGAUAGGAGCUGCCCUUAUCGGACGCCAGUCUCGUACAUCAUGGCAUUUCUAUACUAUGUCGGGUUUUGGUGCAUGUUCAUGAUUCUACGAAUACCAUGGGACGCCGGGAGCGAUUUCCGCAACAUUUUGACGAGAGAACACUCGGGGUUUGCAUUGGACUUUCUAACGGACGAACGUUCGAGCUUCAUGUGGGAACACACGAUCCCGCAUGUCGGGGCAGCGAACAGCCUGCUGUUUCUCAAAGGCUUGUCUUCUCUCAUCGGCUUGCACAAGGACCACGCAGCCUUUCGAAGUCGUCUAUGUGCAGACCCGCGUUUCAUCUAUGACAUUCUUCGAAGCCUCCUGUCUGAGCAAUUUAGCCUGGAAAAGGACGGUCACCGGACAUCAGCGUCCGCGGUGGACCCCUGGAUAUACAGGCUGAUAGCCAAGCUCUCGGAGAGGAUGUUUGUGCUGGAGGUAGAACAUCAUGGAGAACACCUUGAGAUCCCGCAUACAAGCUCGAUGCUUCUGAAGGCGAUUGGCGACGUCCUGCGGAUAGCCGAGCUCAAAGGGCCCUCACACCUUUUUGCUCAAUGCUGCCUCGCGUAUGUGCGACGGAGCCUCUUGGUUCUCAGCUCCAGAGCGUACGAGAAGAACAUGGAUGUUGUACAGGACAGCAAGGUGUGGUAUCUCUUCAAUGACUUAUCGUCUCAUGACUUCCGGCUAGGCAACCACCAUCCGAUAGGCAUUCUUCUGUUGCUCAUAACUGGAAGCUAUAGCCGGUCCGAGCAGUGGGGAAACUCGCACGAGUCAUGUUUAGUUCCCUUGCACAAGGACUCCUGUUGUGCAGACUGGCGGCAUGCUCUGACUCGGAAUGGUCUCGCACAUGUAGCGGCGUGUAACGCGCUCUCGCUCGUCGCAUUCAUACUGGAUUCUCCAGAUGACCAAAGAACUCACCCUGACGAAUUCCUCCUUCGGACGAUCUGGGGUCUAGAGGGGUGGGAUAAGAUGCUCAAGAUGCCGCAGGAGGAAAAGCGUAUGCCUUCGACCGAGUUCGUCGCCCUUUUACGCUUGGCAGGCCUAGACGAAUGGAUGGAACCCGGGAGCUCGUUUGACUCUAAGCCGCGAGAAGGUCCCCAUCGCGGGUUUCUCACUCGUACGCCGCUGGGUAAAGAGAUCCCCGACGUCCUUCGGGCUCUCGCACGGCACGUAGACUUUGCUGCAUAUCGCGAGCGACCACCGACGCCGCCGCCCGAUGCACUACACGUGCCGAAUCCUGACUCAAUCUUCUUGAAUGGGCACAACACCACGCCAGAUAAAGCAGGCAAUAUGGCCUGGUUCGCAGAAGUCCCCACUAUAGAGGAUGACGGGGUCUUCAUACCGGCAGAUUACGAGACGAUGGACAUAGAUCUGUCUGAUCACUCUGACAGCCAGGUUAACGCCAUCAUGCUCGACCGGGCUCCUUUGGAGAGACUCGAGGCUCUACUGCAUUGGGCCAAGACGGGCGAAGGGAUGGGGCCCUCUACCGCACCGGCGCUGAGGUCUGAUCCACGCAGCAGUAGAGAUAUCCCUGAUGAGACGGCCGACGAGAAACAACAACCAAGCCAGCCCAUGGAGAUCCAAGAAGUCGUUCAUCCGGACACUGGUCGCCCCGCUACACCGGCGUUACGGGAAGUUGUUGUAGACAACGACCAUGAUGGACUCGAAAAGGAGGCGCACACUGCAGAGGAUGACUAUCAUGCAAAUGUCCUCAGGGCUCUCAUGCGGCGCGACAGCAUGUAA